Myodes glareolus (Bank vole) is the source of this 7221-nucleotide messenger RNA. The record is from RefSeq and is a predicted model, not a curated record. Lineage: Eukaryota; Metazoa; Chordata; Mammalia; Rodentia; Cricetidae.
GGUGACUUCCGGCAGGGAGGGCUGGCCCCUAGAGAGGGCGGGGAGAUGACACAGUUGUUCCCCAGCCCUGGCUGGCGGGCAGCAUGGUUCACUCCAGCAUGGGGGCUCCAGAAAUAAGAAUGUCUAAGCCCCUGGAGGCCGAGAAGCAAAGUCUGGACUCCCCAUCAGAGCACACAGACACUGAGAGAAAUGGACCCGACAUUAACCAUCAGAACCCCCAGAAUAAGGCUUCCCCAUUCUCUCUGUCCCCAACUGGCCCCAGCACUAAGGUGGGCAUUCUCUCUGGCCUCCACUUAACAUUCUGGGGUCCCGGACCCUGCCUCUCUCCUCCCCAGAUCAAGGCUGAAGACCCCAGUGGUGACUCAGCCCAGGCAGCACCCCCGCCCCCCCAGCCGACUCAGCCUCAUCUGCCCCAGGCCCAACUCAUGUUGACGGGCAGCCAGCUUGCUGGGCUCACUGCGCUGAUGCCUGCUCAGCAGCAGCUGCUCCUUCAGCAAGCCCAGGCCCAGCUGCUGGCUGCUGCCGUGCAGCAGUCUAGUGCCGCCGCCGCCAACGCCGCUGCCGCCGCAGCCGCUGCCUCCUCCACCUCCUCUGCCUCCUCUUCUGCCUCCUCCUCCGCCUCGCAGCCCCCAGCCUCCUCUGGGGGAGGCGACCUGCCACCAUCACAGCCUGCCAGCCAGCCCCCAGGGACCCCACAACUCACCUUGUCCCAACCCAUCCAGCUCACAGCACAGGACAUCCAGCAGCUCCUCCAGCUCCAACAGCUGGUGCUGGUCCCCGGCCACCACCUCCAGCCGCCCGCUCAGUUCCUGCUGCCACAGGCCCAGCAGAGUCAGCCAGGCCUGCUACCGACGCCAAAUCUAUUCCAGCUACCUCAGCAAACCCAGGGAGCUCUCCUGACCUCCCAGCCCCGGGCUGGACUUUCUACACAGCCCCCAAAAUGCUUGGAGCCGCCAUCCCACCCGGAGGAGCCUAGCGACCUGGAGGAACUGGAACAAUUCGCUCGCACCUUCAAGCAACGCCGCAUCAAGCUGGGCUUCACGCAGGGUGAUGUGGGCCUGGCCAUGGGUAAGCUCUAUGGCAACGACUUCAGCCAGACGACCAUUUCUCGUUUCGAGGCCCUUAACCUGAGCUUCAAGAAUAUGUGCAAACUCAAGCCCCUCCUGGAGAAGUGGCUCAAUGACGCAGAAACUAUGUCUGUGGACUCAAGCCUACCCAGCCCCAACCAGCUGAGCAGCCCCAGCCUGGGUUUCGACGGGCUGCCGGGGCGGAGACGCAAGAAGAGAACCAGCAUCGAGACGAAUGUCCGCUUCGCCUUAGAGAAGAGUUUUCUAGCGAACCAGAAGCCUACCUCAGAGGAGAUCCUGCUGAUCGCAGAGCAGCUGCACAUGGAGAAGGAAGUGAUCCGCGUCUGGUUCUGCAACCGGCGCCAGAAGGAGAAACGCAUCAACCCCUGCAGCGCCGCCCCCAUGCUGCCCAGCCCGGGAAAGCCGACCAGCUACAGCCCUCACCUGGUCACACCCCAAGGGGGCGCAGGGACCUUACCACUGUCCCAAGCUUCUAGCAGCCUGAGCACAACAGUUACUACCUUAUCCUCAGCUGUGGGGACGCUCCACCCCAGCCGGACAGCAGGAGGGGGUGGGGGUGGGGGCGUAGCCGCGCCCCCCCUCAAUUCCAUCCCCUCUGUCACUCCCCCACCCCCGGCCACCACCAACAGCACAAACCCAAGCCCUCAAGGCAGCCACUCAGCUAUCGGCUUGUCGGGCCUGAACCCCAGCACGGGAAGCACAAUGGUGGGGUUGAGCUCUGGGCUGAGUCCAGCCCUCAUGAGCAACAACCCUUUGGCCACUAUCCAAGCCCUGGCCUCUGGUGGAACCCUGCCCCUUACCAGCCUUGAUGGCAGCGGGAACCUGGUGCUGGGGGCAGCCGGUGCGGCCCCAGGGAGCCCCGGCCUAGUGACCUCGCCUCUCUUCUUGAAUCACGCUGGGCUACCCCUGCUCAGUGCCCCGCCAGGCGUGGGCCUGGUCUCAGCAGCGGCUGCAGCCGUGGCAGCCUCCAUCUCCAGCAAGUCUCCUGGGCUCUCCUCGUCUUCUUCGUCCUCAUCAUCCUCCACUUGCAGUGAAGUGGCAGCACAGACCCCUGGAGGCCCAGGGGGACCCGAGGCAGGGUCCAAGGCUGAGUGAGAGCCUGCCAUGCCUCCUCUCCUACUCCUCUCUCUCCCCCGACAUUGGUCCCCCACCCAAGAAGGGACGAGGAGGCUGGUGGGGGAUACAGUGGAUCCUGGGAGCAGGAGUGACAAAGGAGGAAAUACCAAAAAUCAACCAAAAAAAUUAAGAGAGAAAAGAAAAAGAAACCAACAAAAGAGAAAACCAAAAAUAUUCACAACAGAAACCAGCUGCCCUAAAGGAACCAGAGAUGAAAAAUAAACGAACAAAAAUGUCCCCAGACCAACCAAACAACCCCCCCCCCAAUCAAACAAACCAAAAACCAGUUGGAGCCAGAUCUUGGAGUGCUCACUGCUAUGACACCAAAUAAGAACCCUCAGCCAGGAGCGGAGCAGCCUCCAGCAGGUCGGACCUCAUGCCGCUGAGCCCUGGCUGUGGGGCUAACAACUCCUAACCUUACCCCCCGCUGGGGGUGGGCAAAGAAGGAACUAGAGAAUGUGCUGGCUUGCUGGCCCAGCCUCAGCCCUGGGCCAAUGGAGACAGGGCAUUGCCUGGGGCAGGAGGCCCAGGGCCCAGAGCCACCUGCCAAAUGGUCUUUUCCAGAAGGCAAGAGGAAGGACCGAACAACCUUACACCAAAUAUUCAGUAGCUUCACCCAAAGGAUGUACAGAAUUUUUAGCGUUGUGCUCAACAGAAUGUGUCCCUUCCGUGUGUUCCCCUGCCCCCCAGCUCUCCCUGACAGGGCAGGGGGUCUUGCUUUAAUCCUCCCAACCCCCAGCCUGGGGAGAGUUCAGAGGAAGGCCUGGGUAUUGGCUUUUUGUUCCCUGUACCUCUCCUCUCCCUUUAAAGGGUGAGCUAGGCCUUUUUAAAAUUUUUUUAAUUUAAUUUUAUUUUUUUUGCCAAGUUCCAGCUCUCCAAAGCCCCUCCUCAGCUCCAUCACCCUUUCUGUCUGGAGUCUUCCUCCUCCCCUGAUUGGGAAGGUGGCUGUUUCAAACAAAGGGUGAUGAGGUGAGAGCAUCCAAGUUGUCUUUCUUUCCAUCUUGUCUGUCAGUUUCCCUGAAAAAAAAAAAAAAAUCAUAUUCCAGUGCCUAUCCGUGGAAUCCUUCACGUUCUUUAACAUUAACCAGAAACCAAAAAGAUCAACUCACCUCACUCCGCCCACCCUAUGCCCUUUCUGACACUGGCAGAUACCUCUCCCUUCCCUCCCCCAAUGCACACACGCACACACCCCAGUUGUGGGCUCCUCCGGAUGGCAUCUCCACCAGGGUCCACAUGGUGGUGACAUUGCCAUGUCCUGUGGUUCCCCAUGCAAGAGGGCACUGUGGUGGCCACCACUCCCAUGAGACCUCCACGAGUCUUGGCUGGACCUUGUAUUUGCCUAUUCCUGGACAUAUCUCAACAGUGGACAGAGGAGAUGCUGCUGGGAGCCACCUUGUCCUCCUUCUAUCGUGGAGGUCAACAAAGUUUUGAACCAAAAAAAAGAACAAAACAACAAAAAACAAAAACAGAAAACCAAACAAACAAUAAAUUAAAACUAGAAAAAAGAAUUUAUAGAUAUAUAUAGAUAUAUAUAUAUAUGGGAAAGAAGACUAGGACUCUUCAAGACAAGAAGGAGCCGCAAGGUGGAGCCGAGCCCUGCACAGUGGUCCAGGCCUUUGGUCCCCAAGGCGGACGGAACGAUGGAUGCUUCUUUCUCUUCACAAAUACCUCAUGGACGUCGUCUUCGGAAAGCUGGAGGGGGAGGAACUGGGGGGCGGGCCUGUCCCUCAGCCAGGGUGGACAGAAGCGGGUGGGUGGGGCUGAGAGAGGGUGUCAGGGACGAGGGUGAAGAGCCCCAAGCUCCCUCCCUGCCUCCCCCCAAUCAACUGAAAAAGCUUUAAAAGAAAAAAAAAGGAAAGCAAAAAGAAUGGGUGAAGGAAAACCAACUGUUGGGUAGUUUGAUUCCCUCUUGGUCUCUGUUUCUGUUCUCUCUCUCUCUCUCUCUCUCUCUCUCUCUCUCUCUCUCCUUCCCCUUCCUCACUUUCUCUCCCUCCUUCCUCUCCCCUCUUCAUCAUUCUUCCGUCACAUCUCUUGAUAGCCUUCUUUCUGUAUCUCUCCUCAAACCAAAGUUGCUGUGAAGGACGCGAGCCAUUGAAAUCAGAGUGACCCCUGCCCCUGGCUGGGCAGGAGCAGAGGGAGGGAAGAGCUGGGUAAUGGCCCAGGGCUCCCAUUCCAUCCUAGACACUCUGAGGAGAGGCAGCCAGAGCCCCUAGGUCUCAGCGUUCUCUUUUCUUCUGGUCUCCCUUCUCCCACCCAGAAGCAAAACUGUCGGGCCGGGUUCCAGAGGUAGCAGAGACUCCAGACUAACUCGGGGCCUUGGGUGCCUUACCCAACCCUGGUGGAGUGGUUGCCCCCAACCAGGCACCAAUGGGGUUGGCACCUCGUCCACCUAUCCUUGCUGGAAUGUAAGCAACUCUGCUGAACCAACUCCCUGCCCUCACCCUACCUCUGAGUUUGUCCAUUAUACGUUCCUGAGAAGCGGCUAGCAAGAGGGCCUGGACCCCAGCCCACAGCUGGAGAAGGGGCCAAGGGCUCCUGACCGGAUAGGAAGACAUUUGAACAAAGCAGAAUGAAGGAGUUACAACCAACCAAACCAACCCCCAAAAAACCCUCUGAGAAGACAGGCAGCAUGGAAGGCAUGGUGGAGAUGACUCAAACAUAAACUAUGAUUCUAGACCAAAAAGAAAAAGAAAAAAGAAAAAAAAAGAGAAAAAUCCAGGAUUCACCACCCAAUUCAUCCUGCUUCCUCCCUAUCAAGUCCCUACCUGGGACCUCUCCCUACUCCAGUGUGGAGGAGUAGGGCAGAAAGAGAGCAGGAAGCAGGGGGCAGGGACGGGCAGAUGCCCUGACAUUGGUGGAGGGGACCCCCAUGCACUGGGGGUGGUGGGGACCCUCCCCAUCCAACCCCCACACUGGGAAAUGAAAAAGAAGGAAAAAAAUCCUGGGAGGGGGAAAAAUAACCAAAUCCCAAGCUUUAACUACAGCUGUGAAACCAAAUAUUGGGAAGGGAGUGGGAGGGUGGGAGGGAGGGAGGGGCAGGUGAGCCCCAGGUCUCCCCCCCCCUCCCCGGGACCCUUCCUCCGAGGACUCUAGAUAAGGCACCAAAUACCUCAGAACUUUAAUGUUAAAAAAAAAAAAAAAGAAACCAAAUAUCGUUGGCUGGGGGCCAGCCAGGGCAAGGGGCUGGGGGCUUGGAGGAGCUAGGUUUGGAAAGGUGGGGGGACUUCUAGUCCCUCCUACCCCCACCUGCCCCUUCCACUCCGUCACCCCAGCCUCGACUCCGGGAAACAAAACUAUCUCAUCGUUUUUAUUUUGUGGUCUGUACAGAGCCUGUGUCCGUGUGUCUGUGUGUGAGAGAGAUUGGAGGGCUAGGGCGCUUUAUAUGGGGUGGGGGAGGGAGACCCUGCACCAGCUUAGAUGUCAGAUGGUGGACCAGGGGCCUGGGCUGAGGGAGAGCUGAGUGGACUGGGGUGAAGGCAGUGUUCUGACUUUCCCUUCUCCCAGCCCUGACUUCCCUUAAGGGAGGAGCAGAGACUGGUCUGCCCCAACGGUGGACCAUUUGUGCCAAAAAUAAAUAAAUAAAUAAUGCCAGUAACGAAACCGCCUCUCUGUUCCCCUCUGGAGGGACAGGGUAGGGACAGAAGUGGGAGGAAGGGGCUGGAUGUAUGUUUAGGGGUGGUUGAGGGAUGGAUGGAUGAAUGGGGUUCCCAAGCCCCUUUAGAAACUGGGGUCUUAUGCAUCUUCCCAGAAGACCAAGAGAGUCUCCAAGCCCUCACCUUGGGAGCUCCAGCCAGGAACUAGUCAAGUCAGGGGAAUGACCUCUUGACCUGACUAGUUUUUCUCCUUCAGCUCAUUCCCAGGGUGCCUCUCUCUCCAUCUCACCCAGGGUGAGAGAGACUAAUGAGCAAGAUUGAGACACAUGGCCCCCACCUGUCUCUGAGUGGGAAAGGCAAGUGCGAGAGAUAAAGGCCUCCAAGAGAAAAAAAGAAACAAACCAAAGAUUUAACCAUUUAAAAAAGAAAAAAAAAAAAAAAAAAAAAAAUAAAAAAAUAAAAAAUAAAAAAACAAAAACCCAAAAACAAACAAAUAAAAAACAAUAAAAAAAAAAGAAAACAAAAACAAAAAUCCCACAAAAACUUCAAGCCGUGGUUCUUUUGUGCGGUUUAAACUUUGACCUCAGCAGUCUCCAAAGCAAGACGACGAUGACAAAGGCUUCGAGAAAAAAAGAAAAAAUAAUGUAUAUUUUUAAGUAUUUGUCCUUGGUGUUGGCUCCUUCCUAAACAAGCAAAAAGGAGCAAAGAAAAAAAAUCCAGAAAAGUGUUGCUGGGACGGAGACGACUACUUACUUUGUCUGUGAUCCCCUAUUCCCCUGCCCCCCCUUUCCUCUAGCCCUGCUGCCCUUCCCCCAAACUGUCCUCUAAGCCCAGGGGCUCAAUAUUUAUUUAUUUAUGUAAUUGCAGGGUGACAGGGGCUUCUGAACAGAGGGCCUUUGGAUUAUAGCUGGGGAGUAGGGGCAGAAGGGCAGACAUCUUUGGGGCUGAAGAGGAGGCCUAGUCUUUGGUCACCUCCUCUGGCCCCUGACUGCCAUCAGUCACCUGCCAAGGCCAUACACUAGGGCAGUGACCACUUUGCCUAGUAAAGAUCUGACUGGCUCCACCUUUUUGGGUGUGGCUGUCCCUCACCUACUCACUUGAAUGUCCAGGUGGAGGAGACAGGAGUGGGGAGCCUUGGUAAGUAGUGGGCCAGGAAGUGGGCCCUGGAGACCCACCAGGCCCAUCAAGGUCGCUCCCCUUUUGGUUGUCUGACCCACCCGUGUUGGCAGCCCCUUUCCUCCCUCAGAUCCCUUCCCUGUCUCUUCUUGUGGUAGCGGGUUAGUGUUUCAGUGUUUUUAACUUCAAUCUGCUUGUUCAUUGUACAAUGUGCUUCUUUUAAAGGCCCCGUUUUUGUAACUUGUGUCAUUCAUCUGAACAACAAACAUCAAAAAAUAAAAAAUUAAAAAUUGUACAGAGAGAAAUGA